Messenger RNA from Batrachochytrium dendrobatidis JAM81, 1026 nucleotides. RefSeq lists its product as uncharacterized. The transcript has a single exon. The record is from RefSeq and is a predicted model, not a curated record. The coding region runs from base 1 to 1026 and encodes 341 amino acids. NCBI's taxonomy places the organism in Eukaryota, Fungi, Chytridiomycota, Chytridiomycetes, Rhizophydiales.
AUGAAAUUCACACACAUCUCAGCCUUUACAAUUGCAGCCUUGGCCACCAGUGUCCAUGCCAUUUUGCCACAACCCAGCGAGACAAUCGACUCUGUUGAUCCAAGUCCAAGUCCAAGUCUAAAUAGCCAAAGUGUUCCACAAGCAACAAGUGGUCCGGAAUUUCCGAGUACUUCAACAACUCAAGGUCCUGGCGGCAGUCAAGGCGAUCAUUCAAACCAGACUCCUAGAGUUCGUCUAAAGUCUUAUGAUCUCAGUGGGCUUUUACGUAAUAUUCGAAAAAAACAUAAAUCUAAUCAUCAAAAAACCAAAACACAACCUCAGUAUAGACAUGUUGGCACUAUUGAUUUAUUCCUAGAAUCGCUUUUAAAUAUACCGCAACUUUCAGAAUUGGACUAUCAAGGUGGUGACUACGGACUCGCAGAUCACGUUGAAGAAAGUCCAAGACAGCAGCAACCUAUUGACUUAUUCUUGGAAUCAUUUUCAAGUAUACCGCAACUUUCAGAAUUGGGCCAUCAAGGUGGUGACUACGGACCUACGUAUCACGUUGAAGAAAAUUCAAGACAACAGCAACUUAUCGAAGUAAUAGCGAAAGGCAUUAAUGCUGAAACAUCAAAGUUUAAAAAACAUUUACUUUUGCUUUCCAUAUAUUUUGACAUGUACGAAGUAUGGGUCAAGAAUAUUCUAAAUUUCCUUGAUGUAUUUGAAGCCACUGGACUAGUAUCUGAGUUUAUCAACGGGCUUGGAAAGAUUUUUAAAGAAUUUCUGGAGAUUAUCCAUGUAGUUUAUGGAAGUAUUUAUCAAAUAGUUUUGCAUUUAAACAAGGAUUCAGGUUUGCUCGAAAAUGCAGUUAAAGCUAUGUUCGAUUUAGCUGACCAAUUUAUGAGCAGACAAAUGGAUGCACAACAGCUAUUCAAAGAGUUAUUUGAGCGUUAUUCUAAAAUUGACUGGUACCACAUGAAUUUGGGACUAGAAUUAGCUUUAUGGCUCCAAGAGUUAAAAAUGACAAUGCAAAUAUACAAUGAAUAA